Helicoverpa zea (corn earworm) is the source of this 4691-nucleotide messenger RNA. RefSeq names its product roundabout homolog 1-like. The record is from RefSeq and is a predicted model, not a curated record. The transcript is spliced from 12 exons. Bases 277 to 3972 code for a protein of 1231 amino acids. Gene Ontology annotation, molecular function: protein binding. NCBI's taxonomy places the organism in Eukaryota, Metazoa, Arthropoda, Insecta, Lepidoptera, Noctuidae.
CGGGGAGGGUGUCGCGCGCUUCGUUUCUUUGGCGCGAAUUUUGAACGUCAGUGUGAUUCUACGUGACUUUUUUGAAUUUAGAAUUCUAGUGGAUUGUUGAGUGUUUUAGUGAAUGACUGUCGUGGUUUCUGUAAUGGAUUUGUUAUUCGUAUAAUGCAGAGAUAUCUUCUGACCUAAGUGUAUCUUUGGAUGAUAGAAAAGCAAGAAAAUGUUAAAGAAACCCUUCGUCCAGGAACAUCACUCGUUAAGCUGAAGAUGUGGUAGUGGCCAGCCACCAUGGAUACCUUCGCCGUGGUGACGUCUUUACUUGGACUGAUAUGCUUCUGCUCAGGUCCAGUCAACGGUGGGAUGAGCGAUGACUACGUCAGCACGGGAGAAGCACCCUACAUCAUAGAACAGCCUAUUGACGUCACGGUCGCGCGUCACCAGCCUGCGACCCUCAACUGCCGCGCUGGUGGCUCCCCCUCUCCCACCAUACGAUGGUACAAGGGGGGCGUCCUCGUAGUCUCAGACACCCACAGAAGCUUGCUCCCUGCUGGAGGACUGUUCUUCCUCAGAACCACUCAUGGAAGAGCUCACUCCGACGCUGGCGUGUACUGGUGUGAAGCCACCAAUCCUUACGGAACAGCAAGGAGUAGAAACGCAACUUUGCAUGUUGCUGUUCUUCGCGAGGAGUUCAGACUGGAACCAGUGUCGACUCAAUCGGCGCAAGGAGAAACUGUGAUACUGGAAUGCUCUCCACCACGAGGGUCACCAGAACCUACCGUCUACUGGAAGAAAAACGGACAGAUGCUGCAUUUUGAUGGCGACUCUAGGAUGCAUUUAGUCGACGGUGGCAAUCUCGUAAUACAAGACGCUAGGCAAACCGACGCCGGAAGAUAUCAAUGUAUCGCGAGGAAUGCGGCGGGAACGAGGGAAUCGGCCAUAGCAAUGCUCCGAAUACACAUUAAGCCGUACUUAAUCACGGGCCCGGAGGACGUGGUGGCGCAGACUGGAGGCAGCGUCACAUUCCAGUGCCGAGUGGGGGGGGACCCCCUCCCGGACGUGCUGUGGCGAAGGACCGCUGGAGGUGGAAACAUGCCACUCGGCCGCGUCAAAGUUCUUGACGACAGAAGCCUCAGACUCGACAACGUUAUUCUAGGGGACGAGGGAGAAUACGCUUGUGAAGCUGAUAAUUCUGUUGGCGCUGUGAGCGCUAGCGGGUACUUGACUGUUUAUGAUCCGCCUUCAAUAACUCUAAGACCCAAUUCGGUGAAUGUAGAAACCGGGACAAUGGCCACAUUCACAUGUUCGGCUACAGGCAGACCCGAACCAACUAUGUUCUGGAGCAUAGAAGGCAACAGAACUAUCAUCUUCCCCGGUACAUCCAGAGGCAAAUACCACGCUACCACAGUACUAGAUGGGGUAACUGUACUAACAAUCAACGACACAAAUAAAAAUGAAAGUGGAAACACGAUAGUUUGUUCGGCGGUAAACUUCGCUGGCAGUUCGUUUGUCAGAGGGAAACUAACCGUGACGUCAGACGAUGACCGCCCACCGCCAAUCAUAACAAACGGGCCCUCUAACCAAACGUUACCUAUAAAAUCGAUGGCAGUUUUCCCCUGUACAGCAGUCGGCACACCUGAACCAAUCAUCGCCUGGUAUUUCGAAGGGGAAGCAUUAAUACAAAAUCAUAGAAGGAAUGUUACUAAUGACGGCACUCUCAUAUUGAAGGAUUUGGACAAAACAGACAGCGGUACUUAUACGUGUGUCGCGUCCUCGCAUCAUGGGAAAUAUGUGUGGAGUGGCGUGUUGCUUGUCGAUAGCCCGAUUAAUCCGAAUAUUCAUUUUUUUCGAGCUGCCGAUGUGUCGUCUCUACCCGGACCACCAACAAAACCCCUAAUAUACAACGUUACAGAAACGAGCGUCACUAUAACGUGGAAUCAGAAUAACAAGAUUGGCUCAUCAUCUAUACUCGGAUAUCAAGUAGAAGUAUUUUCUAGAGAAACUUUAUCCGGGAAUAGCACUCCGAGGAAUUCGAGAGGUUGGGUAGUAUUGGCGAGGCGGGUCCAUCAUACACAAUUCGUAGCAAAAUCUUUAGUACCCGGAGUCACUUAUAUGUUCAUAGUUCGGACGGAAAAUUCCCACGGGCUGUCGGGUCCAAGCCCGGUAUCCGACGCUGUAACGAUUGGUGACGAUGCAAACUCUUUAUGGGAAACCGGAGUAUUUUCAAAUAAUACUGAAUUCAGAAACAAUAUUCUAACCGACAACAUUGUAGAACUGAUUGAAGCUACACCGAUUGACUCGAAAACUAUAAAACUCAUGUGGGAAAUACUGAAUUUUUACUACUUGGAAGGUUUAUUCAUUUAUUUCAGACCCCUAGACAAUAUAACGACCGAAUAUGAAAUGAAAACUAUUUUGCAUUCCAACGAUGUCUCGGGAUAUGAAAUAACGUCUUUGCGAAAAUAUACGAAAUACGAGUUUUUCCUCAUACCAUUCUAUAAGAGGUUUGAGGGGAAGCCCUCAAAUUCCAGAGUUGCUCAAACUUUGGAUGAUGUUCCCGACGGUCCACCAAUUAACAUAGAAAUGUUAAUUUUAAAUACUACAACCGUUCAUUUAAAAUGGUCCCCUCCGGAGGCCCAUUUGCAAAACGGAAUUAUUACUGGUUACAACGUGCUGGUUAAUUGGCUGGACAUACCUGCGAACAAAUCCAUGGUGGCCAUCAACACGACCGUUCAUCAAGCCACUAGUCUAAUUAUGACUAAUUUGACGUCAGGUGUCAGCUAUUCGGUCCAAAUUGCCGCCGAAACUAUCGUCGGGCUCGGCCCAUUCAGCCAAAAAGUAUAUUUAAAUAUCGAUUCUCGCUCCGUUGGACUCGACCCUUUAUCCAGAUACCCGAUAAAUGGGGAGGUGUCUAUAGUGGCUGGGGACUUUGUUAUGGAAACAUGGUUUUACUUUUUGAUUGGAGCGAUUGUUCUGUUCAAAAUAAUUGUGAUUGGCGGCAUUAUUUACGUGCGGAAGCACAACAUUUUCGCCAAAAAGUCUGCUCUCCCUAACAUUUAUGAUUCCAACGGAACGAGCUUAGUGACUCAAAUGAACAUAAAAGCGGCCGUGUCUUUGUCUCAUCCGCUCAGCAGUUGUUACAACAAGAACACGGUGACAAAAACUGAGUCACUGUUGUGGAUGGAGAAUCAACCGGGAUUAUGCAUGUCCGGUACUCAAACGAAUCAGGGCAAAGAGAAAGCCAACUCAGAAUACGACAAAGUUACUCACCAAUUACCUGAAUAUGCUGAAGUGACGUCUUCUCGAGCGAAUGCAAAUGAAUGGAACACAAGUAAAACUGCAACUUCACCGGCGGCGUACGCCUCGGUUACUUUAGUUGCCAAUACCAGGCAAUGUGUGAGUUCAUUGGGCUGGUUUCCACCAACUGGGAAGAAUGUUGAUUCAUUCGACAAUCGAUACGCCCCUGAAGAGGAAAUGUAUCCAGCCAGCAAUGGAGGCUACUAUAAUAGGAAUGUGUACAGUGAAAAAUACUUCCAAGGUCAUCCAAACGUCCUCAAGUUUUACGACUUGCCUUCCUUAGAGAAGACUCAGAAGGCUCAAAUAAGAUACAAUCAGAGCCUAGAUGAUAGAAAAGGUGAUAAAAACUCAAAGACUGACGCCACACAGUCCCUAAUAGGUCGCACUUAUGGGAUUAGUUCUAGGAAAAAUUCCGAAACGGAAUCGACGUAUAGAGCAUUUGGUGAAGAGGAGACUGACGAGGAGAAUUAUCCAGAAGACGGUGGUUAUGACGAGUUGCAAGCGAUGCAGCCGCAGCGGCAGAGACCACAGCAUCAGUACGAAAGGCCUAAUUUUGACAACGAUGCGACGCGAACGCUGGCCAGACUGACGUCAUUCAGACAGGGGCAGGGGCUGACAGGUGCCAAGCCUAGCCUAGCCCCCACCCAUCCCCCUCCAGCGCCUCACCCCCGCGUUGACUCUGUAACGCGGUAGUAUCACGCCUUGCCGGUUUUCGUCGACCUGUGCCAAACGGACGUAUAGACCGAUAUCUUUCCUAAUAGUGUAGUGACGUCACUAAGAUCGCAGUUCUUCCUCACGUUGUACAGUUGCAGUAUACUCGUGUAAAGAAUCGUGAUUCGUUUGUUCUUUUCAAAGUGGAAAUGUGACAGUGAGUGACUUUGUUUUGGAUCCUUGGUCCUGCGGACUGAAAAGGCCUAUAAAAUAUGUGAUUUGAAAACUGUAUGGCCUAUUUAACAGCGCACAAUAACUGACAGUGAUUUAUUUGAUGUUUUUUUUAAUAAUAUAUUUUCAAACUAUUCCUAGUCUUUGUAUCUAUAGAGUAUUGUAAAUAUUGUAAAUAAUAAUUUAACAAAUACGAAUGUUCUUGAAGUAACUAAACUUGGUGAAGUUAAUCAAUUCUGAUAAAUGUUUACAAUGUUAUUAUUGGAAUUGGAAAUUCAAUUGAUAUAUCCGUCUGAAUAUCAAUAAACGAAUUUGUAAUCCUAUAUCAUUAGUGUAAGUGUAAAGAAUUAAAAUAGAAACAACAAAUUAACGCUUGGCAAUAAUUUGAAGUAAAAUAACCUUAUUCAAUGAUUCAUAGCAUUGUAAAUAAUAAUACUAAUAGAUUUGAAACUUGAACGAUAGUGUUUUGUUUCGGUACUGCAUUUAGAUAACAAUAAUUUAUUCGAAUAAUAAAGUUAUAUUAUUAUAGU